Messenger RNA from Cryptomeria japonica (Japanese cedar), 2069 nucleotides. Its product is annotated as (R)-mandelonitrile lyase-like. Gene Ontology annotation, molecular function: flavin adenine dinucleotide binding; oxidoreductase activity, acting on CH-OH group of donors. Bases 96 to 1811 code for a protein of 571 amino acids. The transcript has 4 exons. The record is from RefSeq and is a predicted model, not a curated record. Lineage: Eukaryota; Viridiplantae; Streptophyta; Pinopsida; Cupressales; Cupressaceae.
UCAACUAUAAAAUAAUUCAUUGAAUGCAAGCACUUACCACAUUGAGAAGAACUUAAUUUCCAAUCCAGUUGAACGAUAGAAGAGCAAUUUGGUUUAUGAAAAUGCAGAUUCCAGUCCUUGUAAUUUCAUGGCUGCUCACUAUAUGCAGUUGCCUUCAACUGUACUGUUCCGACGCAGCAACACCUGUGUCUGGAUACCCAUAUCCAUUUAUGACAGUGGAUGCUGACAAGGUAGCUGCAAGAACAUAUGAUUACAUUAUUGUGGGAGGAGGCACAUCAGCAUGUCCCUUGGCAGCAACCCUGUCACAGAACUUCUCUGUGUUGGUAUUGGAGAGAGGAGGAUCUCCUUAUGGAAAUCCUGAAAUUGAGGACACCACAUUAUUUGGUAAGGCGUUGGGAGAAACCAACAAGUACACAUCUAUAGCUCAGGGGUUUGUUACAGAAGAUGGAUUGCAGUUGCACAGAGCAAGAGUUUUGGGAGGGGGAACUGCUCUGAAUGCUGGUUUCUACAGCAGGGCGAGCUUGCAGUACAUUCGAAGCAUGAGAUGGAAUGAGAGGCUUGUCAAUAGGUCAUAUGAGUGGGUGGAGAAUCAGAAUGCCUUCCGACCAAAGAAGCUUUCUCAUUGGUCUUCCUCUUUUGCAAGUGCCCUUUUGGAAGCUGGAGUAUUGCCUUUCAAUGGGUAUACCGUGAAUCAUGUGGAGGGCACCAAGAUCAGUGCAUCCACGUAUGAUAACAAUAAUAAGAGACAUACGGCUGCAGAUCUUCUUAAGCAAGCAAACCCACGAAACAUCGUUGUUCUUCUCAAUGCUACAGUCAGCAGAAUCCUCUUUAGCACUGAAUUAGGAAAACCGAAGGCUCAAGGGGUCGAAUUCAUAAACUCGGUUACUGGUGAUAAAUCUCAUCAAGUUCUAUUGAAUAAAGAUUCAUGUCACAGCGAGGUAAUUGUGUCAGCAGGAAGCAUAGGCAGCCCUCAAGUUCUCAUGUUGAGUGGAAUUGGUCCUUCCCAACAUCUCAAGAAAUUUAAUAUCCCUGUCCUUGUAGAUCUACCCUCAGUUGGGCAAGGGGCCCAAGAUAGUCCUCGAGCAACCGUGAUAGUUGAAUCACCAAUACCCCUUGAAAUCUGCAGCAUACAGGUGGCAGCCAUACUUCACCAGUCCAAACUUUACAUUGAGUCCGCCAGUUCUGUGUCACAGGUUCCCUCAAGUGCAGGGGGAACAAGGACCCAAUAUCUUGGGCUAAUUUUUGCCAAAAUAGCAUUUCCCAUGUCAAGGGGACAGAUCCAACUAACAAGUACAGAUCCCAGAGAUAAUCCCUCAGUUAGUUACAACUACUAUUCCCACCCUCUGGAUAUGGGAACUUGCAUGGAGGGUGUGAAGCAGAUGGCCAAGAUUAGUAAAACCCUUUCUAUUCAGCAGUUCACAUUUAGGAACAAGUCUAGUGGAAAAAGUGAGCUUCGAUUCAUUGGGCAGGCAUUGCCCGAAUCUACAUCGGAUCAAGAAUCUAUACUCAAGUUUUGCAAAGCUACACUAAACACAAUGUGGCAUUUCCAUGGAGGGUGUCAUGUUGGUUUUGUGAUUGAUCGAAGGUAUAAAGUAAAAGGGGUUCGUGGUCUCAGGAUUGUGGAUGGUUCCACUUUCAAGGAUGGCCCUGGAACCAAUCCACAGGCAACUACCCUGAUGCUUGGCAGGUACAUGGGAAUGAGUAUUCUUAAAGAGCGUCUCAGACAGAACCGUAGCCAAGUCUUAGAAGAAAGCAAGAACAAGGAGGCUUUUACUGAUAUGAGUAUCAUUGGUGCCUUCCAUUAUAAGUAAGAUAAACGUGUUUAUGGAUUACGUUAUUUUGGCUGGCAUUGGAACAGUGAAGUCUGUGGCAAAUAAAAUGGCGAUAUCCUUGUAUUAUGAGUAAUGAAGAUUUCCCCUGCAAGGAAAAUUGGAAGAACUUUUUCAACAAAAGUAAUUGUGGCGUGCAAUUGUGUUUGUAGAGGAAUGUAAGAAAAAAAUGGUGUUAAUUGUGAAUCUUGUUAUUUGUACAUUAGAUUUUAUCUAUAAAUGUCAUUUAUCUUAUUGUAA